This is a messenger RNA of Salvelinus sp. IW2-2015, 1324 nucleotides long. Its product is annotated as butyrophilin subfamily 1 member A1. NCBI's taxonomy places the organism in Eukaryota, Metazoa, Chordata, Actinopteri, Salmoniformes, Salmonidae. Gene Ontology annotation, biological process: protein ubiquitination. The record is from RefSeq and is a predicted model, not a curated record. Gene Ontology annotation, molecular function: ubiquitin protein ligase activity; protein binding. Gene Ontology annotation, cellular component: cytoplasm.
AUGUCACUCGAGAGACCAAGGGAGUAUGUGUGCUACGUCAGCAGUAACCAGGGCUAUGAGGACUGCCAGUGCUUUCUCAACGUAACUGUGAUGGGCAGCCCUCCUCUCCUCUCAGCAGUCAGAACAGAUGCCGACUCUGUGAAUGUGAGCUGUGUUUCCCAUGGAUGGAAGCCAAGGCCCAGGCUACAGUGGUCAGAUGGGAGGCAGACUCUGAAACCUGAGAAGCUGGAAUACAGCAGUGGUGCCCAUGGUCUGGUGUCUGCCCACAGCUGGGUCCUCUCUUCCCCCUCCAGUGCUCCCUGGGUAUCCUGUUCUCUGGUUCUGUCUGAAGGGGAGGAGUUGGAGGGAAGAGUGGACCUACGGAACCUUGGCUCUGUACCAGAGACUUCAUCCGGACUGCAAACAGCUGUCAUCAUUUUAUCUCUGCUUCUGCUCCUGUCAGUUGUCUUCGUCGGUGUACUCUACAAAAAGAGAGGAAACAAAUCAACACAUGUGCCUAAUGGAGAUAUAGAGACUAUGAGACAAGCUGAAGAUAUAGUGGACAUAGAGACUAUGAGACAAGCUGAAGAUUUCGUGGAUAUAGAGACUAUAGAGACUAUGAGACAAGCUGGAGUGGAUGUCACAUUGGAUCCCAAGACAGCUCCUCCUUAUCUGACAGUUGGUUCAACUGGUAAAAUUGUGAGAGACAGUUUAUAUAAUCCAUGUCCUCCAGGUGAACAUGCUUAUAUACUUGGAACACAUGGUUUUACCUCGAGCAGCAAUGCUUACUGGGAGGUGGGACUGGGUGAUCAGAAGGUAGGCGUUAAAGAAUCCUGGUGGGUUGGACUGGCAAGUGGGUCUGUUAAAAGACAAGGUGAUGUACCAGCCACACCUUCCAAUGGUUUCUGGUUCCUGUCCUCAGACAAAGAGAAAGGCUUACGGCUUAAUAUGACCCCCAACAUCCUACUUCCUGCCAAUCCUAGACCUCAGACACUAGGGGUGUAUUUGGACUAUGACAAAGGAGUACUCUCUUUUAUCAAUGUAAAAGACAAUAAACAUAUUGUCACCGUGGGAGCUAUGUUCACAGGGGAGGUGUUUCCUCUUUUUAACCCAGGUAAAGGUGACAGAGCCCCUAUGACGAUAUUAGAUGUCAGCCACUAUAAAACAGAACCUGGACAAGUGACGGUUUCUGAGACAGAGAGACAUGAAGAGACUGAGACUGAUGGUGACAAAGCCCCUAUGACGAUAUUAGAUGUCAGCCACUAUAAAACAGAACCUGGACAAGUGUCUGUUUCUGAAAGAGAGGGUAAUGUCUCUCCACCUGCUGAAGAGGCUGAGACUGAUG